AUGACUACUGAUUCAUAUCCCGAUGAACGUGAUUUUCAACCGCAUGUACUUGAACCUGGAGACCAAGACUCGCCAUAUGCUCCCACUCCAGGAUACUACGGUCGCACACCUGCAUCAAGCUGUGGGCUCAGCCCUUCCCCCGACUAUCACUCCGAGCACGAUCUAGAAGACCUGUGCCAACACGAGCCCGAAAGAUCCAGACUGCUUCAGCUAUCCGAGUGGCACGAUGGGAUGCUAAGCGACGAGCUUCCGGCAAACUGCAUCCAAUAUACAAUAGAAUGGAAAGUUACAGUGAAUAAGAAGGUGCUCUCGCGAGACACUGAAGAGGAUGUAGUCCUGACUCCGAGUGCUUAUUGGCCGAAGACCCUGAAGGGUAAGCUUGAGAGGUUGUUAGAAGGAAAGAUCCCCCGUAAAGGAAGGGUAAGGUCGGACGACACUUCGAUCGCUGUAUCGGUGAAUGAUCGAUCCCAACGCGACCUGAUGAAACGGUUUGACCAUCUCGAUAUCGAUUGGACUGCUGUUGAAAAACAGCUGUUGAAGUGGGGCGAACUGUUUUGUCGAGGCAAGAAGUUGAGGCUAAAGUCGAGAAAAGAGGAAGGCCAUCGGUCACUAAACGAAUGCUCAACGAGCCGAGACGCUCAACUGGAUGCCGAAGAAAACGUGUCCGGGCAAGAAUCGAUAUGGCGGGGUGUUUACAACCUAAUGCGUUGCCCAUCCUCCUCAUGCCAUCUCGGCCCACAUUGCUGGCAAGACCCCCACGGAAAGAAGCACUAUAGAUUGAGGAGCCAUCAAUUAAAGCGUUUGAUUGCCUUUGUGGAGAAAGGCGGCGCCUUGCUGUCUCAUGAGGAUGUCCCGGAUAAUUUCCGUGAGGAACUAUAUAUGGAAGAGCGGCAUAGACUGGAGAGCCAACAAUCUCAGAAGAACAAGAUGGUAGGCACCCCAGGAAGCUGUCAGCCUAUCAACAUCAACUUCAAUGGGAUGCAAUCUUCCCCGCAACAAGACACGUCCGACCCAACCACAGCCUCAGCAGUGGUUCUGCCACCCAAUGACCAAGCCAUGGAAGGCCUUAAUCUUACUGGGCUAAGAGAUGAAGCUGUCAAAGAUUACGGCGCAUGGCAUGAAUCGAAUGUUGGUGACGAGAAUCUGAAAGCACAGUUUCGGCAAGCAUGCAAUGUGGCGUUAGCCAAUGGUCUUGAUCUUAGACUGAUUUACGAGGACCAAGAUCCCUCAUUCUUCAUCGGCAAAGGGAUUGUGGUGGGUAUUGCACGCCAAUUUGUGAGAGAUAUUGGCCAAUGGGUUAAGUGUGUAAGAAAUGUCACGCUGGACGACCAAGCUACGCAGGCCGCAGCUUGA
Penicillium olsonii is the source of this 1353-nucleotide messenger RNA. NCBI's taxonomy places the organism in Eukaryota, Fungi, Ascomycota, Eurotiomycetes, Eurotiales, Aspergillaceae. The record is from the annotation of a GenBank genome assembly.